AUGAUGGCAUAUAUGAACCCGGGGCACCCCUAUUCUGUCAACACAUUGGCCCUGAGUGGCCCCAGUGUGGAUCUCAUGCGACAAGCCGUGUCCUAUCCGAGUGCACCAAGAAAGCAGCGGCGGGAACGGACCACCUUCACCCGGAGCCAGCUGGAGGAGCUGGAGGCUCUGUUUGCCAAGACCCAGUACCCAGAUGUCUAUGCUCGAGAGGAGGUGGCUUUGAAGAUCAAUCUUCCUGAGUCCAGGGUUCAGGUUUGGUUCAAGAACCGCAGGGCUAAAUGUAGACAGCAGCGGCAGCAGCAGAAACAGCAGCAGCAGCCCCCAGGGACGCCAGCCAAGGCUCGCCCGGCCAAGAGGAAGACUGCAUCCCCCAGACCCUCUACUGAUGUCUGUCCAGACCCCCUGGGCAUCUCAGAUUCCUACAGUCCACCUCUCCCAGGCCCCUCAGUCUCCCCCACCACAGCAGUGGCUACUGUGUCCAUCUGGAGCCCAGCCGCAGAGUCCCCAUUGCCUGAGGCCCAGAGGGUUGGGCUAGCGGCCUCCGGGCCAUCUCUGACUUCAGCGCCCUACGCCAUGACCUAUGCCCCAGCCUCUGCUUUCUGCUCUUCCCCCUCAGCCUAUGGGUCUCCCAGCUCCUACUUCAGUGGGCUGGAUCCCUACCUCUCUCCCAUGGUGCCCCAGUUGGGGGGCCCGGCACUUAGCCCCAUUUCUGGCCCCUCUGUGGGACCCUCUCUGGCCCAGUCGCCCACCUCCCUGUCAGGCCAGAGUUAUGGCACCUACAACCCUGUGGACAGCUUGGAAUUCAAAGACCCUGCAGGCACAUGGAAAUUCACCUAUAACCCUCUGGAUACCCUGGACUACAAGGACCAGAGUGCCUGGAAGUUUCAGAUCUUGUAG
Messenger RNA from Condylura cristata (star-nosed mole), 897 nucleotides. RefSeq names its product cone-rod homeobox (gene CRX). The coding region runs from base 1 to 897 and encodes 298 amino acids. Gene Ontology annotation, molecular function: RNA polymerase II cis-regulatory region sequence-specific DNA binding; DNA-binding transcription factor activity, RNA polymerase II-specific. The transcript has 3 exons. Gene Ontology annotation, biological process: multicellular organism development; regulation of transcription by RNA polymerase II. The record is from RefSeq and is a predicted model, not a curated record. Gene Ontology annotation, cellular component: nucleus. NCBI's taxonomy places the organism in Eukaryota, Metazoa, Chordata, Mammalia, Eulipotyphla, Talpidae.